CCAUUCAUUUCUCAUCCAAUACUUCCUGUGAAAGGUAAACAAAUGGCGCUCCGCACUCUAAACUGUAAAAUGAUUCAAAAUGUAAGCCGAAUACGCUUAUUUAAGAGUUCAAAAUGCCCGGUCAGAAAAGAAAAUAUAACGUUCGCUUUCCACCUGGACGCAUCAAGAAAAUAAUGCAAAAGGAUACAGAGGUUGGACGAAUCGCUACAGCUGUACCAGUCAUCAUAUCUAAAGCUUUAGAAAUGUUCCUCCGGUCCCUCCUCACCAUGACCUGUAAAAUAACCCAAUCCAGGAACAGCAGAGUGAUGUCCAUCAAUCACAUGAAACAGUGCAUUCAUUCAGAGAAGUUGUUUGACUUCCUGAAGGAUCUGGCAGAUCAGGCCUCCACUGCUUCAACAUCAGAGUGCAAAACUAAGGGCAAAUGGCAGUCACACAGGAAACGGUGGCAAAGUGUGUCUAUCAAAGCCAGGUCACCGGAGAGGGAGGAGCCAGCUCAGAAAGCCACCAAUGAUCUGGUCAUCAACAGCGAUUCACCCAGUGAGUCUGAGCUGUUCAUCUGCUUGGAAACUCAUUCACCUUGACCAGGCGUUUGAAAAGUUUGACGAGAUCGAACAAUCUCUUGCUGAAAACUGCAGUAUUGUUUAUGAAGAGCCAACAUCUUUUGGGAGGGGGGUGUUAUUGUUAUUCUUAGCAUCUGAUAUAAAUAUUUGAUUUUUAAUUUGUGAAAUUGCUCUGUUGUGGUAUUAUAUUGACCAUGAAUUGAAUUAUAUAAUUUUUGUUUUCAAAUUUUCCAGGGAGUUUUAAAUUCCGAUAAGGAAGAAAAUAAUUUGUUUAUUAUAUUAGAGAUUUUGAGCAGCUCCGCUAAUUUUUCUUUCUGUUGGAUUCAUAAUUAAAACUGUAGAUUGAACUGUCUGUUUGUAAUCUAACAUGACUUUCUAAGAUGUGAUAUAUAUUUAUAGUUAAAUGUAAAUAGUUAUUUUUUUUCUUUUCUAUCUGUCAUCUUUAAAUGCAGGUCACUAGUUUUGUUAUUGUUAUCCACAGUAGAUUACAGGGAUCUUUAAGUGGCAUAUUGUAUGACAAGGUCAGUUGUAUUUUAUAGUAAAUAUUCUAUAAGGUAUAUUUUAAGAUGUCAGUAUUACACAAUAUUGUAUAAAUAUGCAUUUUCUACUCCUAACAUAACUACUGUGAUAUGACAAGAUGUAGUAGAAAUGUUUAAAAUAACCAAGCAUCUAUUAUAGGGUAAUGCAAAAUAAUGGCUGAAUAAAAUAACUGAGGAUGAUGUU
Cyprinus carpio (common carp) is the source of this 1283-nucleotide messenger RNA. Its product is annotated as dr1-associated corepressor. Gene Ontology annotation, cellular component: nucleus; negative cofactor 2 complex. NCBI's taxonomy places the organism in Eukaryota, Metazoa, Chordata, Actinopteri, Cypriniformes, Cyprinidae. The record is from RefSeq and is a predicted model, not a curated record. Gene Ontology annotation, biological process: transcription by RNA polymerase II; positive regulation of transcription by RNA polymerase II; negative regulation of transcription by RNA polymerase II. Gene Ontology annotation, molecular function: RNA polymerase II general transcription initiation factor activity; core promoter sequence-specific DNA binding; transcription corepressor activity.